This is a messenger RNA of Williopsis jadinii, 306 nucleotides long. RefSeq lists its product as uncharacterized. The transcript has a single exon. The record is from RefSeq and is a predicted model, not a curated record. Lineage: Eukaryota; Fungi; Ascomycota; Saccharomycetes; Phaffomycetales; Wickerhamomycetaceae. The coding region runs from base 23 to 265 and encodes 80 amino acids.
GUUUGGUUAACAUUGUCACACCAUGAAGGACUAUUUAAAGGAAUACAAGUCUGAGAAGCUACAGGAAGAGGAGAAAAAGAUUGAAGGAGAGAUUAAGAAGAUUGAAAGGGACGACGGUGAGAACAUUGGAGGAAUUGCAGGUGGUCAAAGUGUUUCCAAAUGGGCCGCUAAAGGCCACGAUGGUGAAAGGGAAUUGAAAUUGGAAGAAGGUGAACUAAACCAAAACUUGCAAAAGCAGGAUGAGAAGAAGCUGAAGAAGAAAUGAUUUCGGUAAAUUUUGAUUAGGUACACACUUAUGACGUUUGA